AUGAAUUUCGCACAAGAACUAGCGCUCCUAUAUCCGGGCCGCUCCUCACAAAUAUCUACACUUAUUGAACUUAUUGGACAGCCAACAGACGCCUCACCACCGGUGAUAUUUGUCUAUGGACAUUCUUCUCUCGGAAAGACAACCAUAAUAAAGCAUAUCUUUACUCAAUUACUAUCUGCGACUCACUAUGCCUUCAUAAAUUGUGUUGAAUGCCAUACUGAAAGCCUGCUCUUCGAACACGCUCUAAACCAAUUCGCUGGUAUCACGCCAAGUUUUGAGAAUAAUUUCUGUAACUGGGUCAAAUGUGGAGAUGUCAAUGAAUUUAUCGUGAGAUUGCGUGAAUGUUGGACAGAUGAUAAUGCUAGAUAUUUGAUACUGGAUAGGGCCGAAAGAUUAAGAGACAUGUCACCGACUUUGUUACCAGCGUUAAUGAAUUUGCCCGCAUUGAGCUGUAAAGAUUUGAAAGAAUUACGAUAUUUGGCCAGUUUACUGUUUCCAAUAUAUUUAUUACCAGUCAAGGAGGGAACUAUGAACCGUUCCGAACAUGGUAAAUUGGCAAAGAACAUUCAGCAAUACUUUAAAUUGGCAAUGGAUAAGCUCUACCUGAGAGACAUAUCGAGUUCGGAAUGGAUAAAACACGCAUCCGAGAUCGAAAAUAAUCAGAAUGGCCAAUCGCUUACUUCGCGAAGGAUAGAAGUGCCCUAUUAUACUAAAUUUCUCCUAAUAGCUGCCUUCCUCGCCUCAUAUAAUCCGCCACGACUAGACCAAAGAUACUUUGUAAAGAGCAAUGAAGGUAGAGUAACAAAGAGAAAGAGGAAAAGCAAUAAAGCAGAGAAAUCUAAUGGGAAGCCAAGACAACAACUCUUAGGUCCAAAAUCAUUCCCAAUAGAGCGGAUGUUGGCAAUAUUUUAUAGCAUCUUACCAGAAAGGAUAGAAGGAACCGUUGACAUACAUAUGCAAGUCAAUAUCAUCCUUAAUAACCUUACGUUUACUAAUCCGAACAACGUCGACAAUAGAACGCUUAGAGACAGUAAAGUGUAA
Paraglomus brasilianum is the source of this 1041-nucleotide messenger RNA. NCBI's taxonomy places the organism in Eukaryota, Fungi, Glomeromycota, Glomeromycetes, Paraglomerales, Paraglomeraceae. The record is from the annotation of a GenBank genome assembly.